Plasmopara halstedii is the source of this 5859-nucleotide messenger RNA. RefSeq names its product Membrane-associated protein FER-1 and related ferlins, contain multiple C2 domains. The record is from RefSeq and is a predicted model, not a curated record. NCBI's taxonomy places the organism in Eukaryota, Oomycota, Peronosporomycetes, Peronosporales, Peronosporaceae. Gene Ontology annotation, biological process: plasma membrane organization. The transcript has 5 exons. The coding region runs from base 1 to 5859 and encodes 1952 amino acids.
AUGGAGACACCACGCGUUUGUCUUGUAGUGCUGGGAGCGACAGACGUUGGCAAAGAGCAAGCAGGUAGCGGAGAGGCCUUCAAUCCUUAUUGUCAGGCGCAAUGCGGUGACGUUGUGUUGCGCACUGCUGCUCAGACCAGAACAAUGAAUCCAGAGUGGGCGCAGACAUUUAUCUUUGGGGUAAAGCAGCCAAUAGGUGAUGCUGUCAAUUUUAAGGUAUUCGGACUGAAUGAGCAUGCACGGGACGUUCUUCUUGGAGGGGCGAAGUUACCUAUUGCGGCGUUGACACCCGAUACAGAGACGAUGCACAAAUUGACCUUACUUGACGCUGCCGGAAAGAAUUGUGGUGAGCUAAAAGUGUCAGCGACAUAUGAGCCAAACUUUAUUGCAUCGCUCCAGAAUGAAACCACGGCAGAAAAUCCUGCGUCACCUAAGGAAUUGAUGGCUCUUGUAUCAUCAACGAAUAAUAUCACUGAACCUGCGACUAUUGAAAAAGAGCUUACAGCUGAAUACACACCAUCUCAAUCGCUUUCGACGCUUUCCGAGACUUCAGAGCCUCCAAAAGCUCCAAAUUUUUAUGUGGUGACAAUUUUAGAGGCGGCAGGACUGCUCGCUUGUGAUGGCACGGGCAUUGAGGCUACAAGCGAUCCGUACGUACGCGUUUCAUGUACUCACAAUCAGUCACAACGGACAAAAACACAGCAACAAACAUUGCACCCUACUUGGCGACAGCGAUUUUAUUUUAAAAUCGUACCUGGUGAGAAGCAGAUGCUAGAAUUGACCGUGGAAGACAGUGAUUUACUUACAGUGGAUUUCAUGGGGCGAUGUCUGAUUGAUCUGGAGGAGUUUACAAUGCUUUCUCAAGGAAAAAAGCAGACAUUCUGGCUUGCAUUAGAGCAACGGUCGGAGUCGAAAGAAAAAGAUGUACCGAGUGACUUAGGAACACAACGAAAACUGAAUUACGGAUACGGUAAAGUUUGUUUGGCUAUUGAAACGCAGUAUAUUGAUCAGAAUACUGGCAAUCUGGAGCAAGGAGAAUUUGAUAAUGUUACUCAGGUGCCGAAUGAUCGCGACUUGUGUUGCGCUGGUAGUUUCGAAGCGUCUGAAGAUGACGGGGGAAACAUCGGUAACCAUGAUGAUGAUACAAACGAAGAACUUAAUGAAAAUGAAAAUGAUGAUGACGUUAAGGUUAAGAGAGAAAAAAUCGCAGAAAAACGGAAACAGCAAGAUAAAGAGCGCGAAAAAAUCUUGGCGGAAUUAUCAAACGUGCAGUUUUUGUCUGGUGACUAUCAAAUUAGAGUGCGAAUUAUUGAAGUUCGAGAUUUGCAACCUAUGGAUUCCAAUGGUCUGUGCGAUCCAGUCAUAUGUGUGGAUUGCCUCGGACAACGUCAACAUUCUGUAGUGAAGCAAAAGCAAACGUCCUGCGUUUUCGAUGAAUAUUUUUGUUUUGACUAUAAAUUGUUAGACAAAGAUAUGGCCCAGCAAGGAAGCAUCAAGAUCUCCGUAUAUGACGCCGAUGGUCCUGGCUCGUCAGCUAAUCGAUCAACAAUCUCCCGCUCAUUUGACGAUCUCAUCGGUUUCUUUGCGAUAGACAUUCCAUAUGUAUACUUUCAACCAGAUCAUGAGUUGAAGCGGAAAUGGGUGGCUCUAAUUGGCAACGGCACAAUGAAUAGCGACAGAAUCCAAGGCUACGUCUUGCUUUCUCUUGUCGUGUUAGGACCUGGUGACAAGAUGAAGCUAUACGAUCCUGCUGAGGACAGAGACCCAAAUGAGUGCUUGGUCAAGUCUAAGUCAGAUAUUAGCUCGAUAGUGUUUGUCCCGCCGCGUGUAAAUCAGAAGCUCAAUUUUCUCGUCAUCACGAUUUAUCGAGCGGAAGAGCUGCCAGACAUGGACUAUAGUAUGAUGAUGCACGGAGGUAUUGAUGGAUAUGUUCGUGCGUAUUUUGCAGGCCAAGAUGUACUUGAAACCAAAAAAGUGACCAUGAAAGGAAGCGAAAAUCUGGUACUGCCAUUUAACCAAGAGUUGUGGUUUCCAGUUCUUAUGCCAACCAUGAGCGAUAACAUCUUCAUUUCAGUAUGGGAUUGGGACAUGACUACCGCCGAUCAGCUUGUUGCUAAUAUUGUACAGCCAUUCUCAUUUAAGCAAGUGCAACAUUAUCCUAAUCACUUCAAACAAAUUUGGGCAAACUUGUAUGGUCCCCCACCUGGGUACGAUACUGACUCCGGUCCGCUUAAAUGGAUGCAAACUCAUCCCGCUUACGCCAGUACGUAUCGUGGGCGUCUUUUAUUGUCCAUGCGUGUUGAAAGUGAACUCCAGUCAAUUAAUGAUGAAGCCCACGUAAGAAAUGUGCUUAAUUUGUCGGUCACACCAAAACUGAGGAGAUACACACUGCGUGCUGCAUUGUUCUACGGAACCGAAAUUCCUCAAUUUACAAGCAAAACCAAUUGGAACCGUAAUACGCGAAUGUCUUUAAGGGUUUCAGUGGGUCAUCGAAGUGUGGAGAGUUCGCGCGUGCCAAAUGUGUCUGGAAUCUGCAACUUCAACCAGUAUAUUGAUCUUGUUGAUCUAGAUCUUCCUGAGGACCUCGACCAAAUUCCAGACGUAUUCGUCUAUCUAUUACGUAAGACCAUGAAUGAGUCGCGAUGUAUCUGUUUCGCUCGAUUUAGAGCUCUAGAAAUUUUCAAUCAAGAUAUUGAGUCGGUUCAAGCCAUUGAUCCGCCUUAUUGGGUCGAACUCAACGAGGAUAAAGUGAUGAAUGAGCUCAGAGACCACACCCUCACGGGGAAUGUACUGUUGAAGCUGUGUCUUGACAACGCUGAACCCAAAGGCUAUAAAGAAGAAGACGUAGCUCAGAAAUGGCGACAGUACGCAAGCACGACUGUGCAGUACAUGAAAUACAUGCUCUUUGUGCAUGUAUUUCAGGGAAAAUCCUUGCCAUCGACUGACUUUGAUGGCCUUCUGGACCCUUAUGUCAAAGUGGCUUGUGUUGGGUCAGAGGGCCAGGUCAGCACACGGAUGUCAACGCGAGACCCGUGCUUUUAUGAAACAGUGGUCUUGGAUAUUGAGCUACCUCAAAACGAACUCUUUUUACCAAAGGUAUCGCUGCAAGUUUAUGAUUGGGAUCGAUACGAUACCGAUGACUACAUAGGUGGCCUAAGAUUCAGUCUAGCCGACUUUCCACGUAUGACGUCGUCCAAGUAUGCUAAAAUUCGAGCUAGCGGGGAGUACUCAGCGCCUCGCCCAAAAUGGUAUCCUAUUUGCUACGAAAAGCGUGGCGAUACUCAAGGCGAGUUGCUGUUGUCAUUCGAGCUUAUUAGUAAAGAGACACCCGACGUGAUUGUAGAGCCACCUGAGUCAAUUAUACCUCCUGCUAACGAAGGUUAUAUUGAGAUCAUGUGCCUGGGUUGCCGUGGCCUGCAAUCAACAGGAUUCAUGCCAAUUAAUACUCCGUUUGCCAAAUUCGAGGUGGGGGAUGUCACCAAAUUCACAAAUCCAUCGUCAACCCCGAGCAGUCAUAACCCAAAUUUCUUGCAACGCAUCAUUAUUCCUGUAAAGAUGCCACUUGAUUCACUCUUUGCCCCAAGGCUCAAGAUAACAGUUUAUGAUCAACUGCUUGGUGGCCUCUACAAGCCGGUGAUUGGCGUUUGUUCGGUGGAUUUAAGCAGAAAGAUGCCUUAUUCGAAUGGAGAACCAAAUCCUCUGUACGUCAACGAAUGCACCAAAAUUACUACUCAUGGAAGCAAUCCUUAUGUUGAUUAUGGGUAUGAUCUAUCAACAUUUCCGGGGACCGUACCCUCAAAUGUCCUGACUUCAACUUCGACAGCAGAGACAACUCCAACCAAAAUCAAACCGGUAAAAAUUUCAAACGUCUGCUCUUCUAGCAGAUUUGGGAUGGAAGACGAUGAGGACGAGUUACCGCACUACAUGCAUCAGCGCGAUAUUGUCAAUGGGGAGCUGGAAGACGUAUUGAAAUCUCCGUUUGAGACGUUCCCUCUUUUUCGUGGUGCUAUGCCGUCAUAUGAAGAGGUCGACGCUGGUCAUCAUUCUGCAAACACGUACCGUCCGGUUGGAAAGUUUAAGGGGUAUGUGCGUGUUCUCAAAUCUCGUCAUGAUCCGCCUCUUUUUGACUUGAACCAAUUUCUUAAUCCUCGACCUUACCUUGUUCGCGUUUACGUAUUGGAUGCAUUUAACUUACACCCGACGGACGUUAACAACAAAUGUGACCCUUACCUCCGGGUAAGCCUAGGAGACGGUCAACAUCUGGAACAAAUGUUCAACGACCGCGACAAUCAUAAACCAGAAACACUGACCCCUAAAUUUCACAAAAUGUUCGAAUUUAAGGCAGAAUUACCAGGCGCUUCGGAGCUGAAAAUUGAAGUGCUGGACUACGACUUUUAUGCUAUUCCGACACUCCCGACUGGACUUAGUAAGGCACUGAGUACAGCAAUAGGAAGUACAAUUGGUGGUGAUGACUUUGUUGGCGCCACACUUAUUGAUUUAGAAGACCGAUUGUUUGACGCAAAGUGGCAGAAGCUCGGAGUAUCACCGGAAAGUGUUGAGGUCCGAAAGCCCCUUGAAAUACGUUCGCUGUUUGCACCAUCAAGUACACUAUCACAGGGAAGUCUCAGGUUGUGGGUGGACAUUCUCACAGGAGCAGAAAUGAACAUCAUGAGACCGCUGGACAUUUCAUUACCCCCGCCACAAAUGUUUGAAGUACGCGUGAUCAUUUAUAAGGCAAAAAAUGUCACGGCAGGUGACUUUACCGGUCUGAGCGAUCUGUUUGUUAAGUGCUGGCUUCAAAAUCGCGAUGAUCGAUGUCAGAGCACUGAUACGCACUGGCGGGCAAACUUUGGCCGCGCGUCCUUUAAUUGGCGUAUGAAGUUUGACAUCGAGUUGCCGCUAGACCCAGAAAAGGAGGCUGAUCGUGGACAUCUUCACUUUCAAAUGUGGGAUCGCGACGUCAUUUAUGAUGACUGUCUCGCAGAUGCAGUUAUGGAUUUGUCUUCGUUCCUUAAGACAGCGUAUAAGACGAAACAAGCCGUCAAUGUGUUUGCCAAAUCGAAACCUAUUCGAGUUCGUGGCACUGAAAGUUUACCAUACAAAGGAAUUUCACGCGACGUGCAAUAUUCAGCAACUGAAGAUGCAGCUCGCGUGCGAAUGUCGCUUUCAAAAGAAACUGUCAUUUCUGUUGCUGAAGAUGAAGAAGAUUCCAGUGAUACGACCCGGUUGCUUCCUGGCGAUAAUGACUUUGAAGAGAAUGAAUCAGAGGCUGAAGACCUGGAAAUGGAGAAUGCCCAGUCGCUUGUCAAGUCAUUCAUGCAUCGUCUGGGUAUGGGAGAAGAUCCUGAAGAUGCCACAUGGCUCACGAUGACAACUCAUGAUUCACAAACAAGAGACCGUAUUCGUGCUGGUGAGUUGCUUGUAUCAGUGGAAAUCUUACCGAAACAUUUGGCAGAUGUACGAGCUGCUGGUCUUGGCCGUGGAGAACCCAACAAUUUUCCUUACUUACCGGAGCCAGCUGACCGUCUCCAUCUCUCUGCCAUGUGGAACCCGUGCCACGUAGUGAAGGCAUUGAUGGGGCCAAAAUACUACCGUGCGUUUGCCUCAUUCUUCCUCUGUACACUACUUUUAUUGCUUGUGCUGUUUACGGGACCGCUGAUCAAUGUGCUUUUGACACUAUUCGAGCUGAUUCCAAACCCACUUGGUCUCAUUUGUUUCUUCUUGUCAUUGGGACUGCUCAUUGGAUCUGUGUUGUAUUAUCUCAACCGCUGUCGUCGAGCUGUCCUUCGCAUUGCAGACGGAGACAACUAUAAAAACGGAAAACGAAGACGUCGGGUUCGCCGAGCUCUGCGUUCAUAG